UAUUGGAUAUUUAAUCCUAAUUAUACAAAAAAAGGUUCAAUUUUUCAUCCAUGGAGUCUUCGACGACAGAGACACCUCCAAAACCGCCGUCGCAGAACCAGGAGCAACACGAUGAUGAAUUACAGAAGGGUUUUGCUGAAGAAGACGACAACCACCAUCAUCUCCGCGGUGGAGUUCCGGCGGAGGAGCUGAAUCUCAUCGACGGCCUGAAAAUGGGUUUACCGGAACGGAGGCUAUUUUCGUGUAAUUUCUGUCGGAGGAAAUUUUAUAGCUCACAAGCACUUGGAGGCCAUCAAAAUGCCCAUAAAAGAGAAAGAACGUUGGCUAAAAGAGGCGGUCAACGACCGCCGGCAUUCGGCGGCUACCACCACUACGCAUCGGCGGCGCCGUCCAGAUCGAUUGGAAUUCAGGUUCACGCAAUGGUACACAAACCGCCUCACCACGCGCCGGCUUUUGGAAUCAUCUACGGUUGGUCCAGAACUCCGAUCCAUCAACAGCCCGGUGUUGGGAAGCUACCGGUGAUGAACGCCGGGCAUGCGAUUAAUCAUACCUCCAGUAGGAUGAACUUCGACGUGGAGCGAUCAACGGCGGGUGGCGGCGUUGGUUUGAACAAUAAACAAGAGGAGGAGAGGCACAAAGUAGUGGACUUGUCUCUGAAGCUGUAAUUAAACACAGAUUUUGCUCUUCACUUCACAACCUUAAUAAUUACGAAGAAGAAGGGUUUAUUGAAGUGGAGAACAGUGAAACAGAGAAAAGAGGCACGCGGAAGCAGAGGAAUCCUCUGCUCAGGAACUCAAACCCAUUUCCCUCACUUUCCAUCUUCGAUCCUAUUCCCAAUUCCCAAUCCUAACAACUUUUUCUUUUUUCAAACCUGAAUUGGAUUGUUGCAGUCCGUUGCCCUCCAAAACUCAUCUUUGAUUCUGCAUCUCGGCCAUCGUUCUAUGGCUGUUCUCAUGUAAGAGAUUGCAAAAAAAUGUUGGUAGGAUUGUGACUAUUUUUAAAACGCUUAUUCUCCUCUCCAAUCGAUGUGUGGGGAUCUCACAAUCCAAUCGUUAUAUGGCUGUUCUCUUUGAUU
Messenger RNA from Cucurbita maxima (winter squash), 1075 nucleotides. RefSeq names its product zinc finger protein 3-like. Bases 51 to 665 code for a protein of 204 amino acids. NCBI's taxonomy places the organism in Eukaryota, Viridiplantae, Streptophyta, Magnoliopsida, Cucurbitales, Cucurbitaceae. Gene Ontology annotation, biological process: negative regulation of abscisic acid-activated signaling pathway. The record is from RefSeq and is a predicted model, not a curated record. The transcript has a single exon.